UCUUUCAUUUCCUUCUCUCACUCACACUCUCUCACUGAAGAACCCAAAAAUCAAGCUUUAGAUCUGAGAAAAAUCCAGAAACCCACCAAAACGCUCCACUCAGGGGACGAUCUGGGCAAGUUUGAGACUUAGCAAAAAUGGCAGUGACGGAUGCACAUAACCCUCUUCUUGGAGAAACCACUUGUGGUUCUUUACUGCAGAAGCUGCAGGAAAUUUGGGAUGAAGUUGGUGAAAGUGAUGAGGAGCGAGACAAGAUGCUUCUUCAAAUAGAGCAAGAGUGCUUGGAUGUAUACAAGAGAAAGGUUGAGCAAGCUGCAAAGUCAAGGGCACAACUUCUUGAGGCCUUGUCAGAUGCCAAGCUUGAACUUUCCACUCUUGAAUCAGCUCUUGGGGACUUGAGUUUUGUUGGCCUUCCAGAGAAGACUUCAGGAACAAUCAAGGAACAACUUGCAGCUAUAGCACCAAUACUUGAACAGCUGUGGAAACAGAAAGAAGAGAGAGUGAAGGAGUUUUCUGAUGUGCAGUCACAGAUUCAGAAGAUUUGUGGGGAAAUUACUGGCAACUUUGGUGAGCAGGUGGUGGCUCCUGCAGUUGAUGAGUCUGACUUGUCACUGAAGAAGUUAGAUGAAUAUCAAUCCAAACUCCAAGAGCUUCAAAAGGAGAAGAGUGACCGACUGCACAAAGUUCUUGAAUUUGUGAGCACUGUGCAUGAUCUCUGUGCUGUCCUUGGGAUGGAUUUCUUCAGCACUGUAACUGAAGUUCAUCCAAGCUUGAAUGACUCUACAGGUGUUCAGUCAAAAAGCAUUGGCAAUGAUACACUGUCUAAGCUGGCCAAGACAGUCUUAGCUCUAAAUGAAGAUAAAAAACGGAGGCUUCAUAAGCUUCAAGAAUUAGCAACUCAGCUAAUUGAUCUGUGGAAUCUGAUGGAUACCUCAGAAGAAGAAAGAGGACUAUUUCAGCAUGUUACCUGUAACAUAUCUGCAACAGUUGAUGAAGUGACUGUUCCUGGGGCUCUUGCUUUGGAUCUAAUUGAGCAGGCGGAGGUGGAAGUCAAGAGGCUUGACCAACUAAAGUCUAGCAGGAUGAAAGAAAUUGCUUUCAAAAAGCAAGCUGAGCUUGAGGAGAUAUUUGCCCGUGCUCAUAUAGAGAUAGAUUCAGAGGCUGCUAAAGAAAAGAUUAUGUCACAGAUUGAUGCUGGGGAUGUUGAGCCUGCUGAGUUACUAGCAGACAUGGAUAGUCAGAUAAUAAAAGCAAAAGAAGAAGCACUCAGCAGAAAAGAAAUUUUGGACAGGGUUGAGAAAUGGAUGUCAGCCUGUGAAGAAGAGAGUUGGCUUGAAGACUAUAAUCGGGAUGAGAACAGGUAUAGUGUGAGCCGAGGUGCUCACUUAAAUCUUAAGCGAGCUGAGAAAGCCCGAAUUCUGGUCAGCAAAAUUCCAGCUAUGGUUGAUGGCUUGGUUGCAAAAACUCGGGCUUGGGAAGAAGAUCGUGGGAUAUCAUUUAUUUAUGAUGGUGUACCCCUUCUGGCCAUGCUUGAUGAAUAUGCCAUGCUCAGGCAAGAAAGAGAAGAAGAGAAGCGGAGGUUGAGGGAUCAGAAGAAGUUCCAUGAGCAGCAAAACACAGAGGCAAGCCCUGCUCGACCAGCCGGUAUGAAGAAGGUGGUAGGGCCUCGAGCAAAUGGAGGUGCAAAUGGGACCCCAAACAGACGGUUGUCGUUGAAUGCUCAUCAGAAUGGUUCAAGGUCCACAACUAAAGAGGGAAAGAGGGAUAGCAUUGGCACAAGGCCAGCUGCACCUGUUAACAAAGAGGAUGUAGCAUCCCAUGUUUCGGGUACAGAUCCAGUUACAGAAUCACCCUGAUUAGGAUGAUCAUAAUAAUAAGAAGAGAGAUGUGUAGGUUACACCAUGUUGUUAGUGGUAGAUGUUUGUUGUAAGCAUAUAGCUCUUAUUAUGGAAGAAACUACGAGUGUAAACCGGUUUUUGCUGUGUAAUAUGUGAUAUUGGCAUUGAGAAGCUGCUUUUGAUUUCACUCUGCUUUAUUUGCUCCAAUUGAAUUUUGUUCUAUCAUUUGAAUAAAAAACUAGAAAGAAC
Messenger RNA from Rubroshorea leprosula, 2087 nucleotides. NCBI's taxonomy places the organism in Eukaryota, Viridiplantae, Streptophyta, Magnoliopsida, Malvales, Dipterocarpaceae. The record is from the annotation of a GenBank genome assembly.